Molecule: messenger RNA, 5929 nt
Organism: Corythoichthys intestinalis (scribbled pipefish)
Lineage: Eukaryota; Metazoa; Chordata; Actinopteri; Syngnathiformes; Syngnathidae
Gene: olah
Product: oleoyl-ACP hydrolase
Exons: 6
Coding region: 139-903 (254 amino acids)
Biological process (GO): lipid biosynthetic process
Source: RefSeq, a predicted model, not a curated record
UAAUGUAUUGAUAUCGUGAAAUUAAUGCUGCUUUUGUGAUUUUACUUGUCUUUAUAUGUCGUCUUACUUCUUUAUUAUUUUUUCCAUGCGGCGUCAACACUGACAAAAAUAAAUUUUUGGUGUUCACAUCAUAGCAUCAUGGAAAAGUUGAUAAACUGUUUCAAGAAAAAGCCAGAUGCUGUUGCUAGGUUAAUCUGCUUCCCUUGGGCAGGUGGGGGCUCCAUCCAUUACUCAAGAUGGGGAAACGUCCUUAGCAGCCCCAUUGAAGUUUUUUCUGUGAAACUUCCUGGACGAGAAAGCCGGAACAAAGAACCUUUCUUUGAGAACAUGCAGCAAAUUGUGGAUGAAGUUCUUCACGCGUUAUUGCCACUUCUCAAAGAGAAGCCGUUUGCUCUCUUUGGCCACAGUUUUGGUGCCUACACAAGCUACGCUGUUGCAGAAGCCUUGAAAAAACUCCACGACAUUGAACCAGUUCACAUCUUCCUCUCUGGUGCAUCUGCACCCUACUCAGAAACUCGCAUCAAAGCCCCGAAGAGAAGCGAUUUAACAGAUGAUGAUUUUCUCAAGUGGCUGAUUUCGAUUGGAGGAACUCCGCCAGAAAUACUUGCUAACUCGGAAGUACUGAAACUCUUCCUUCCUGCGCUAAAGGCUGAUUUACAUGUUGCUGAGAAUUACAAGUGUAACAAGCCAGUAAUUCCAUUCCUGACUUGUCCAGUUUCAUGUUUUGAUGGGAAGGAUGACAGUCCACAUGAUUUGCAAGCAUGGAAAGAAAUCACAACAGGAGAUUUCAACAUCAGAAUGCUGAAUGGGUCACAUUUCUACCUUAAGGAUCCCGAAAAUGAAAGUAUAAUCUUAGACUAUAUUACAAAACACAUCGAAACAUCAGAAAUGGACUAUUUGUGAUGAAAAAUGUCAAAACAACCAAUCAAAAAUGACAAAGUCAUACUUUUUCUUCGGUUUUUAUUUCCAAAUAUCUAUAACCGGGUCUGAACAGUCCAAUAUUUAACAUUGCUUAGUAGGGGUGUGACAAUAUAUCAAAAGGUUGAUGUACAGUCAUGUGAAAAAAUUAGGACACCCUAUGGAAGCCUGUGUUUUCUAACAUUUGGUCAAAUGGAUAUUUAACAUCAUUUUGAACAAUCUUGAAAGAUUCAAGUAUAGAACUAAAGAAUUAAAACUAAAAAAAGAUUUUCUAUAACUUUCUGUAAAAUGUUAUUUUAAAUAAAUGCAAUUUCUGUUAAGAAAUAAAUUAAGACACCCCCAGAUUCAAUCCCACCUAAAAUGGCUAAAAUCACACACAGGUGUAUCACAUCAGGUGCACAUGAUUAGAACAUCAUUAACCAGUGUUUUGAAGGAGGCUUGCCUCAUUUAAACCUUCCAUUUAGUUUGGUGUGCUCCUGACUCCUGUUGAAGUGAGAAAAAACACCAUGGUGAGAUCAAAGGAGUUGUCUGAGGCCUUCAGAAAGAAGAUUGUAGACGCUUAUGAGUCUUGGAAGGGAUUUUUAAAAAACUCAAAAGAAUACAAAAUCAGCCAUUCCACUGUCCGGAAAAUAUAACUGCCAACAUGCUCAAGUCUGGCUAUCCAUGCAAGUUCACCCUGAGAGAAGGCCGCAAAAUGCUAAAAGAAGUCUCCAAAAAACCUAAAAUGUCAUCAUGAGACCUACAGCUGGCUCUUGGUAGUGUUGAUGUGAAAGUGCAUGCCUCUAAAAUCAGAGACUUCACAAGUUUAACCUUCACGGGAGGUGUGCAAGGAGGAACACCUUUGCUGUCCUAGAAGAACAUGAAGGCCAGACUGAAGUUUGCCAGAAUGAAUGUAGACAAAGACCAGGACUUCUGGAAUAAUGUUCUUUGGACAGUUGAAUCUAAAAUUGAAUUAUUUGGACACCAGAACAGGACAUGUGUGGCGUGAACCCAAUGCAGCAUUCCAGGAAAAGCACCCCAUACCAACUGUGAAGCAUGGAGUUGGAAGUGUCAUUGUUUGGGGAUGCUUUGCUAAAGCAGAACCUGUCCAGCUCACCAUCAUAGAAUCCACCAUGAAUUCUAUCAUGUAUCAGAGGGUGCUUGAAGAGCAUGUAAGAUCAUUUGUAAAAAUUCAAACUGAAGUGAAACUGGACCUUGCAACAUGACAAUGACCCAAAACAUACCAGUAGAUCCACCUGAAAAGGAAGCGAGUCCAGGAAUGGCUGAGUCAAAACCCAGAUUUUAAUCCCAUUGAGAUGCUGCGGGGUGACUUGAAACGGGCCCUCAAACAUCUCACAGCUGAAAGUAUUCUGCGUUGAGGAGUGGGGCAAACUUUCUUCAAACCGAUGUCAAAGACUGGUAGAUGGCUACAAAAAGCGUCUCACUGAAGUUAUUUCAACCAAAGGGGGUAACACUAGGGUGACCAUAUAUUGAUUUCCACUAUAUCACUUUAAUAUAUUUAAAGUGUGCCCCCUCACUCUGGAUGGAAAAAUGCAGUUUGAAAAAAAACCCAAUAAAUAUAUACAUAAUGCAGACCCAUUGAAAUGUAUUCCAGUCAAUACACAUACACACAGUAGGCUAUGUGCCAACUAAACAUUUUUAUAAAUUACUAUCACGACAAUUGUCCUUGACGAAUUGUUAUUCCCAGUCAAUUGAUAUUCUCAUUCAAUGUUCUAGAUUGCACACAAACAAUAACCGAAAUAAACUGACAAACAAUUCAACCACCAUGUUUCCAAACGUAGCAGUUCAAAACUCGUUUCCCAUAAUGCCUAGCGUGGUUUAGCUUACUGAUAGCUAGCUGAGGCAAAAAACAAACUUUUGCUAUAAAAGUUUAAUCAUCGGCAGCGCAACGAUGCGACACCAAACGGGAUUUUACAGUCAAAGCUCCGACAGAAGUCAACAGUUGCCAUGAUAUACGUAUUUAUUGUAAAAAACUUAACAACUGGGCAGGCGUUGUGGCCAAAUCGUCAACCCAGUAGAUGGCAGUAAUGGCUCAUGAUAGGGGUAAACUGCCAACAAAAACAAGAAGAACUACUCCUUCCCUCCCUACUAAUAGGAGCCAUGUCAUCGCAGGCAGGCGCUGCCACCCAGCGGCCGGAGGGAUUCUCUUCAAAUUGGUCCCGUGAAAAAUCAUAAAAACCGGACAUUUUUAUGAAUUUAUAAAACCCGCACGGACGACGAGGAUACUACGUGAAAGUAGGUCUUGUCCAGGCAAAAGAGGACGUUUGGUCACCCUAGGUAACACUAGCAAUUAAGUGGUAGGGUGUCCUAACUUUUUCCUCAGUUAGAAUACGCAUUUUUGUCGAUAUAUUUGGUUUAAUGAGUAAAACAAUGUUAAUUUUUGUUGUUCACCUGCAAUUAAAUCACUUUCUUUUCCACAGAUAAAGAAAAACAAGAUCAGACAUUGAUAGGUGAACAUUUCUCAAUAAAGAAUUGAACAUGAUGGGGUGUCCUAAUUUUUUCACAUGACUGUAUACUUUGUAGCCAAUGUUAUUGUUAUCGUUAUGCUCACCAAAAAUCAUUUAAAAAGUUGUCACUGUUUAAAACAAAACAAAAAGUACAACAAGUUGCUUCCAAAAUAUUCUAUUAAAAUAGUGUCUACGUUCGCUGCCAUUGGUGGCGGUAGACAUUGUGAUUGGAUUGGACGUUUACCGCCGUCGAAGGCACUAAAACCAGAGCAUGUCCUGAGGGCAUUUACAGGUCACUUCUAGUUCAUAUUAGGGCGUUUACUGGUUACUGUUGAUUUUCAAUAACUCUUUUAAGUACAUUUUUCCUUUUCAGUAUCCCAAAAUCAACAGGAAAUGAUGUGAAAUGCCCCAAAAUGAACUCAUUGACCAGCAUUGGCUGGCACUGACGGCUAUAGACGUCCAAUUCGUUUGAAGUGGGAGGGAUGGCAGCGAAUUAACAUUCGUUCAUUCGCUGCCACCCUCCCAGUUCAAACGGAUUGGUCGUCUACUAGUGUUAAACUCACAUCAGAAACCUUGUUUUUCAGUUUAUUGGUUGUUUUGCCGAAUAUCCUAGAAUGACCAAUGUCUCGAUAAUUGUAUCAUCGUUAUCGUGAGCUUUGUAACGCAAAUCGUAUCGCAUCGCGAGGUACCCAGAGGUUCUCACCCCUAUUGCUAAAUCUUAGAAGCUAGCAAAUAACCGUUUUUUAAACUAAAAAUCAGAUAUUUAACAUUAAUUCUUCUAUAUAUUUACAAAACGGCUUCAUUAUCAAGGCAGCUUGUUUUUUUUUUUUUUCAAUCUUCAAGUUUCAUUCUGGCUUGUGUGUUGACGACAACCCUGACAAAAACAUUUUAUGCUAGUCUUCACGUCAAUUCCAUGGAUUACGUAUAAAUAAAAAUCUGUACAUACUACAUAUCUUGAAAAACAUCUUGACCAUGUGUUAUUCGGGAAAAUGGCUGUGCGCGGGUCAAAAUGUCAAGUGGGUUUCACUGAAAAAACAGUGCAAACUUUGAGGUAAUGUUUUAGGUUAACUCUAGGAGUUUUACGGCGUUGAUGGCGGCCGGAAUUCUUUGUCUUUUUCGUCCGAAACGGCCUCGUCGGCUUGCGUGAAGGAGUCCGUCGAGCGAGUGCUAAUACGUAGCGGCGCUAGGCGGCGCAGGUUGCUGGGCGUCCACGGAAGUCGGACUUGGGCGCGUUGUGACGGCGCCACCGUGGUGCUAUCUAGCUCGGCUUCUUCUAACCAAGGCGGGAUUUGCAUUGGUGCCGUCAAAUCCAGGUCCGGCAUGAAGGCUGGAUUCUCAAUCCCGGCUAGAAAAUGAGGAAUUUGUUUGUACGUGUCUGGAGAUUAGUUAAAUCUUGACGUGUUGAAUUUUUUCGUACCUCCUACGGUGUAAUUUAGCCGCAUUGCUAGCGAAUCUCUCGAGGCUUCGUAACCGGAUGCGCUGUCGCCUUCAGAAAACUCAAAAUCUGCAUGAAAAAAUGGUUGAGAACUUGUGAGAAUAUUGAUAGUUUAUGACAUUUAAUUGUUUUUUUGUACGAACCUUCAUCGCCAGAAUGGGAGCUUCUGCUUUUCUCAGAUGAUUUUCCAGAAGAUGUCUGUAAUACAUGAAAAAAUGUUUAAUUUUUUUCAUGAACAAAUUAUUUUUUAAAAUCUUUUCUCAGUCCCUGCCAUGUACAGCGCUUGAUGUCCAAUUAACGUUUAUCCUCACAAGGGUUGCGGGGGUGCUGGAGCCUAUCCCAGCUAAUAAUGGGUGGGCGACACCAUGAACUGGUUGCCAGAUAGUCACAGAUAUGUAUAUGGCGGAAAACACAGACAAGACUGAAAAAGCAAUUUCUGCUCUUGCACCCCUCUUUAGAAUAAACUGCUGUAUUUUAAGCCAAAAGAUGUGUUGUGUUUGAUGGAACAAUAUAUAUGCUGCCAUAGCAGACUCAUGGCGUACUAGGCCUCCAAACUAUUUUUAAUUUGUCUGUUUUACCCUGAAAACCCCCGUUUACAGACGUCGCGCAACCGCUUGUUUCAACCUAGCCAUAAAAAGAAGGUAAGUAAUUAUAUUUAUUAUUCAAAAUGUCUGUCAUUUUUAGCUUAUGAGGUCUAAUAUAUAGUUUUAAAAAAAAAAAAAACAACUUCAAAAAAUUAUUCAUUUGCAUAUUUGAAACUUUUAAACGAAUACCCCAACACGGCCUGACCUUUUGUUGCUGAUCUUUCUUCUGGUGUUUCGUUAUCGUCUUUGGAGGCGCAACUCCCAUCUUGGCAGACUUGAAGGACUCCAAGCGACUUCUCAUCGUCCUCUGGAAGAUCUCCUGUACCUCGUUUUCAUCUUUGUUGACCUCAAAAUGACUGCGACUGUACCUGUGACGGUGCUGGAACGUUGAAAUUGUGCAUUAGUCGUUUCGUUCACGGUCCGAUUCGUUGUUACGGUGAUUAGAAAGCGCUACCUGUUUCCUGCCUUUGUAUAAGUGUUGCUGCAACAAAUGGUGGCUACUGAUGUCUUCUGCUUCUCUUACACCUUUUAUAGACUGUUCAUGC